Molecule: messenger RNA, 1716 nt
Organism: Hirsutella rhossiliensis
Lineage: Eukaryota; Fungi; Ascomycota; Sordariomycetes; Hypocreales; Ophiocordycipitaceae
Product: bZIP transcription factor domain-containing protein
Exons: 2
Coding region: 1-1716 (571 amino acids)
Biological process (GO): regulation of DNA-templated transcription
Molecular function (GO): DNA-binding transcription factor activity
Source: RefSeq, a predicted model, not a curated record
AUGUCUGCGCCAAAUCAAAGUAACGUCGAUCUCGACGCCUUGCUCGACCUCUCCGAAUAUGAUAACAACUACAACUCUCCCUCGCUCUCCCCCUCAUCAUCCAAGCCCACCUUUGCCAGCCCUGUCUCCGCCGUCGUGACGACUCCCAGCAUCCCUUCGACAACGCCACAAACGCUCAGCGGCCCCAGUCACAACUAUGACAUGUACCGCCAGCAGACGGGUUUUGUCCCCGGUGCCAUCGCCAACACCAUGGCCGUCAACCAAACCAACAACACUGGCUAUCAGGACUUUGGCAGCCUCGAGUAUAUGUCCAACCUGACUCCCGAGAACGACAUGUUCGAUUUCAACACAUCGCCGGCACAGAGCAACAUGGAAAUCGACUUCGAGUCGCCCGCCGAAUCUCACCAGCUUUUCAACACGGUCAAUCCCAGCAACAUUGAGCAGGACGCACCCAGCAAGCGCUCACCUCCCGUCCCUUCGACGUCAGGCAGCGUUGGCCGCCUUUGGCCCGGCGCUCACUCGCAAGCAGCCCUCGCCAAGGCCCAGGCCCAACAGAGGCAGCAGCACACCAUUCAGCAGCAACAGGCCCAACGUGCGGGUGCCCAGCAGCAGAGGUCGCGCGCCAAGGCCCCGCAUCCUACAGACCCCAUUGUCGAACAAAAGAUUACGCAGCUUCUCAACUCGAUGCGGGCCAAGUCGUCUACGCAUGACGCCCAGGGCCAGGCUGCCGUUACCAAUCUGCCUCGUAUCAGGAAGGAUGAAGAGGACAUGGACGAGGAUGAGCGGCUCCUGGCUAGCGAGGAGGGCAAGAAGCUGAGCAGCAAGGAGCGGAGGCAACUUCGCAACAAGGUGUCUGCCCGCGCAUUCCGUUCGCGGAGGAAGGAAUACAUCACUCAACUAGAGUCGGAAAUCGCCUGCAAGGUCAAUGAGAACGGCGAUUUGCGGGCGCGCAACCGUGCUCUCGAGGAGGAGAAUAGGCAGCUCUCCGACCUGACCCGCAUGCUUCUCGGAUCCCCGUCCUUUUCCACACUCCUCGAACACCUCAGCACCAACCCAGCUGCUGCGCCUCAGGCCGCUCAGGUCAAGCUUGAGCCCCAGCAACAGGCCCAAGAAAUGAGCCACAUCCGCAAAGAUGUCAACCCUCAUGCCGGCCAGCACUCGCAGCAGCAGCAGAUUGGCAUGGCCAUGGUUCCCGAGCAGAGCAUGGACUUUUCCAUGCUCAGCCUCGACAAUGGCGCCGCGUACAAUUUCCAGCCUCAAGUGUUUGUUGUCGACACGCCGGAGAUGCCUAGCGCCGUCGACGUCUCAGUCCUGUCUGGCAAGGCCCGAGACUUUGUUGAGGAGACCUUCCUGUCUGGCGAGGACAGCAAGAUUGAGGUUCCCGCUCUUGAGCGGCCCGCUGAGAGUGCUGAGGCUUCGGAACCCGUCGUCGAGUCACCUGUUGACGAGGAGUUCGAGUGCGAUCCAGAAUUCGCUUUGUUCCACUCCGAGCCCGCUUCAGUCCGCCAGGAGUACGAUGCUUUUGACGCUGAGAGCCUCGGCAGCCCCGACAUCUUUGGCGGCUUCGAAACAGAGAAGAUGCUCUCCAGGUAUGAGCUGGUGGAUGCCGACAAAGAAAACGCGACAGCCACGCUGGCCAUGGCCCGUGUCCAGCGCAUGAGCGCCAACAUGGAGUCGGUUGUGUCGAGGUUAGAGCUCUUGACCAUGGAUUUGUAG